Sceloporus undulatus (fence lizard) is the source of this 5630-nucleotide messenger RNA. It is a transcript of the gene BCL6, whose product is annotated as BCL6 transcription repressor. Gene Ontology annotation, molecular function: protein binding; DNA-binding transcription factor activity, RNA polymerase II-specific; RNA polymerase II cis-regulatory region sequence-specific DNA binding. The coding region runs from base 1778 to 3913 and encodes 711 amino acids. Gene Ontology annotation, biological process: regulation of transcription by RNA polymerase II. Gene Ontology annotation, cellular component: nucleus. The record is from RefSeq and is a predicted model, not a curated record. The transcript has 10 exons. NCBI's taxonomy places the organism in Eukaryota, Metazoa, Chordata, Lepidosauria, Squamata, Phrynosomatidae.
AGACAUUAAAUCAAGCAAUGGGGAGUCUCCAAAAUGAUUAUUAUUUUGGGUGGAGAGGGAAAGUCGGAAGGGUUGGACUGGAGUGGUGCUUUUGCAGGUUGGAUUGUAGCUACCUACAGUUCAGAAGAAAUGAAUGUGGGACACCAUCCAUGCAGAUGCCUUUCCCAGUGAGCUGGAGCACACCAGUCAUGCUCCAUGGAGCUUGUGUAAGAAAACCUCUGAGUGGUUGGUGCCCUAAGUUUCAGCAUCCCCAGCUUGAAGGGUGCCAGCUAUCUGGUUUAGUUUUAAGAAACUUCAGAUUCUGCAAGACUUUGGAGAGGUAAGGUGGGCAGCCGUACUUUGUAGUGUUGUCUUCUCACUUUGGAAUUAAAUCCAGAAAUCAAGGCAUUGGUAGCUCAGAGCUUAGCAAUGGACUUAAGAAACCAUCAUUCAGAAAGGAGCCUCCUGGACAUCAUUAUUAAACCCAUGGGUUUUAAGGGAAGCAAUGCAAGCUCUUACUUCUCUUCCCUAUGGAAAGCGAUAGGCUUUCCCUCUGGACUUGUGUCUGUUGUGAAAUGUAGGCCAGUGGUGGAGAAGGAGGCGCAGUGGUUUAGAGUGUUGGACUAGGAGUUGGAGGAACAGGGCUUGAAUCCCCAACUAGCCAUGGAAACCCACUGGAGGACCUUGGCCAUGUCAUUCUCAUCCUCAGAGGAGAGCAAUGGCAACCUCCUCUUGAGAAAUAUGGCAAAGAAAAAGCCUAGGAUAGGAUCACCAUGUCUUGACACAUAGCAGCUAAGGUUGCUGCUACACUGGAGAAUUAAUGCAGUCUGAAACUGCUUUGACUGUCAUGGCUCAAUGCUAUGGAAUUCUGGGAAUUGUAGUUAGUUGUGGCACCAGAACUCUCUGACAGCAAAAGCUAAAUAUCUUGCCAAACUACAGACCCCUGGUUUCUAUAGCACUGUGCCAUUUCAGUUCAAGCAAUGUCAGACUGUACCCAUUCAGCAAUGUAGCUUGUGCUUCAGAGAAGAAUGCCUGCAAAAUCUGAUGGUCUUCUCCCUUCCCCUUGAGUAGCCCUUGAGUAGCAGGGCUAGUUAAAUUCCCAGUUGCUUUGGUUUUGGCUGAAUCAUUUCAUCACUGAAAAAGAAACUCUUUUUGCAAGGUACAACCUGGAUGUGCGUGGAAAAUGCCACGACUGUGUGUGUAUAGUAGCCAAUAAUGCAUGCAGGGGAUUGAGUCUUCUGCAUUUGAUCUCCCACAAAAUUUCACUUUGGUAUUUUUUUGCGGGGGGAGGGGAUCAGUAUCACUUAAGUUUCUGGGGCAGGAGCGAAGAAAGUGUGUUGGCUUUGGGGAAGUGGCUGCAGCCACCAAAUCCCAUUUUUACUAAGGCACUUCAAGUUUUGGGUUGAGUAGCAAAUUUCAUGAAACCGCUCUUGUGUCAUUCAAAGUUUUCUCCCUCCCAUUGUAGGUUCAAUGCAACUUUCUUUUACGCACCCCUCAAUACAGUCUCUUAGUUAAUUUGUUGUUGUUGUUGUUGUUGUUGUGUUUAACUGCUGUCAAGUCAACUUUGACUUUGACUAUGAUGGCGAGACCUCCAGUCAUCACCAGCUCUGCCCAUCUCUUGCAAACUCAAGAGAGACAUGGCUUCCUGGACUGAAACAAUCCACCUAUAAUGUGGUCUUCUUCUUUUCCUACUGCCUUCAGGUUUACCAGACAUUAUCAUCUGCUCCAAAGAGUCAUGUCAUCUCAUGGUCUGAAAGGAACCCUUCGACUGUGAAUUGAAGCACGAGACAGACCCAAGAUGGCGUCUCCGGCUGACAGUUGUAUCCAGUUCACCCGACACGCCAGUGAUGUCCUCCUCAAUCUCAACCGCCUUAGAAGUAGGGAUAUCCUGACAGAUGUCGUGAUUAUCGUCAACCGGGAACAAUUCCGAGCCCACAAAACAGUCUUGAUGGCCUGCAGUGGCCUUUUCUACAGCAUUUUCACCGAUCAGCUGAAGUGCAAUUUGAACGUCAUCAACUUGGACCCUGAAAUCAACCCAGAAGGGUUUGGCAUCCUCCUUGACUUUAUGUACACCUCUCGCCUCAACUUGCGGGAAAGCAACAUCAUGGCUGUGAUGACCACCGCCCUUUACCUGCAGAUGGAGCAUGUGGUGGACACCUGCCGAAGGCUUGUCAAUUCCAGUGAAACAGAGCUAGUUUCGGCUGUGAAGACACCACGGGAAGAAUUUUUACCCAGCCGCAUGCUGAGCCAUCCAGAAAUGAUGGCUUACAGGACCCGAGAAAUGUCAGAAAAUGGUCUCCCUCUUCGGAAUGGACCAGUUUGUGACGGGAGGGCCUACAUCCCUGGCUUGUACAGCAGCCUCUCGGGUUCCCCUCUCUCCUACACUGGAUACAGCCCCAUUCCUGUCAACAGUUACCUCUUCUCUGAUGAAGAGCUUCGGGAAGCGAGGAUGCCCCUGUCGGAUGUUUCAAGAGCCAACCCUUUCCCACGGGAUCGAGCAUUGCCAUGUGGUCUUUCCCGGACAUGCACCGCCGAAUACACCAGGGCGGUCAGUGAUGUCUCUCCCAGCAUGUGCCACUCUGCCACUUACUCUCCAAAAGAAGCUGCUGCUGAAGAAGUCAAGACUGAUGUGCACUACAGCACCACCUCUGUCGCUGGACUCAAACCCACCACCCCUUUGGCCCGAAACAACUCCUAUUUUGCCUGCGACAAGGCAGGCAAAGAGCUAGAGCGGACCCAUGGAGAAGAUGAGAUUGGGCAGCACUAUGAGCCCAGCAAUGCACCCAUGAACCGGAAGGUACUCAUCAGCCCCCAGAGUCCACAGAAAUCGGACUGCCAGCCCAAUUCACCAACCGAGUCCAGCAGCAGCAAGAACGCUUGCAUUGGCCAAAGCUCUGGUUCCUUCUCUGCCAAGAGCCCGACUGAUCCUAAGGCUUGCAACUGGAAGAAGUACAAGUUCAUUGUUCUCAAUUCCCUCAACCAGAGUGCCAAGCAAGACAGCCCCGAGCAGAAUGAGACUGGGACCCUCUCCCCGCAGUCCUAUGUGCCCUCCCUGACUUGCCAGCAGCCAAUGGAGCCAGAGAAUUUAGACGUGCAAUCCCCGACCAAAAUGAACGUCAAUGGGGAAGACUCAACAAUCCCACAAGCCAGCAGGUUGAACAACCUUGUGAACAGGUCACUCGACGGGUCCCCUCGGAGCAGUGAGGGUCAGUCCCCCUUGUACUUGCAUUCGUCCAAGUGUAGCUCCUGUGGCUCACAGUCCCCCCAGCAUUCUGAGAUGUGCCUUCACACCCCCAGCUCAAACUUUGGAGAAGAGAUGGGCGAGACGCAGUCCGAAUACUCAGAUUCCAGUUGCGAAAACGGAACCUUUUUCUGCAAUGAGUGUCACUGCAGGUUUUCAGAAGAGGCAGCUCUCAAGCGACACUCCCUCCAAAUGCACAGCGACAAGCCCUACAAGUGUGACUGUUGCCAAGCCUCCUUCCGCUACAAGGGGAACCUAGCCAGCCAUAAAACUGUUCACACAGGUGAGAAACCUUAUCGCUGCAGUAUUUGCGGGGCUCAGUUCAACCGGCCAGCCAACCUGAAGACUCACACGCGGAUCCACUCGGGGGAGAAGCCCUACAAAUGCGAGACCUGUGGGGCAAGAUUUGUCCAGGUAGCGCACCUCCGAGCUCAUGUGCUGAUCCACACUGGUGAGAAACCCUACCCAUGUGAAAUCUGUGGCACACGCUUCAGGCAUUUGCAAACGCUCAAAAGUCACCUUCGCAUCCACACUGGAGAGAAGCCCUACCAUUGUGAAAAGUGCAACCUCCAUUUUCGCCACAAAAGCCAACUCCGCCUCCACUUGCGCCAGAAGCACGGGGCCAUCACCAACACCAAGGUGCAAUACCGCGUCUCCGCAGAAGUCACACCAGAACUCUCCAAGACCUGCUAGAACCAGAUGUGGCUAGUCAGUGGGUGGAGGACAAAGGGGCUCAGAUUGGGAGAGGAUGGCAUGGAAAGGGCAAAUGAUGUCCAAAGGAUACUUGUAACACUUUAGCCACGCCUCCACUGCUUUCGUUAUUAUUUUUGGUCACACAAUGGAGUGCCUCUAGAAGCCCAGAAUGCAGGCAGGUGGAAUAGAGGAAAAUGACUAAAUGAAAAUACACGGGUUUUAUGUUUGAUUUUAACUUUUUUGGUUUGUUUCCCAGUUAUGUGAAUUUUUCAAUACACACAGACAGACAGACAGACAUAUAUAUGUAUAUGUACGGCAACAAUCCUGCAUUACGGUGGUAUAACAUCAUGCUCCACAUGCGGAGUUACAGAUGAAUUGUGUUGAAUGGCUGGGUUGUGCCACUGAACCAAGACAUCAAAUGUGACACCAAAGGGUCCUGCACAUCAGUGUACAGUAUGCAUUGAUGUGCAGUGUGCACUUCUAUGUGGAUUGUGUGUCUAUGAACAAUGUGCCCAUCCAGGCACUAUGGCACUAUUUAUACAAUUCUACUUCUGCAACCUUGGUCUGAAUGUGGCUGUUAUACAUUAAAUAAAAAUGUCCAACCGCUUCUGUACAGGAUGUUAGACUCAUGUAAGACAUCAAUAUGACUCUGGCCAUAUAUAUAUAUAUAUAUAUAUAUAUAUAUAUAUAUAUAUAUCUGCAUCAGAGUGUGUGUGUGAGCUUGGGUGUGUUUGUUAGGAAGCGGUUGAAUAGAGACCUUUCUUAAAAUGUCUGUGUAGUGGAGUGUCAAAAUGUCGGCCCUCCACAGCCAGAAAAUGAGGAAUGUAUAUCGUUUUACGGGAACAAAUUCUAUUUCUUUUUAUGCAGAAUGGUAUGUUUUUAAUAAAAGAGGAAAAAAGAUUGUAUAUGCUAUAAGAAAGGAGAGGGCUUUAACUUUUUAACCAAAGGUGAAGGAAAUCUAUGGCAGAGUUGUACAUAUAUGAAUAUAUAAAUAAAGUAUAUAUAUAUAUAUUAAAAAAUAUAAACCUUUAAAAAGAUAUAUUAAAUAUAUAAAUAUAUAUAUAUAUAUAUAUAUAUAUAUUAAAAUACAUUGAAGUCUCACGCUGAGUCUCUGCAGGCAGACGACCGAUCAGAGAGACUUUCUUGUGACAGAGCACUUAACAAGAUAUUUUAAAAAGUAUUGCAUCUGUAUUAGUGAGAAAAUAUUUUGUCUAAGAGCAUUGAGUGUGUAUUUGUAUUUUUUUGCAAGUGAAGGUUUACAAUUUACAAAAAAAAAGUGUGUAUUAAAACCAACAAAGCUGCAGAAGGAAUUUAAAAUAAUAUAAAGUGUAAUAAUAAUUUUCGGGUCCCCCCCCCCCAAAGUCUGUAUAUAUAUGUAAAGUGUUUGUUUGGGGUUUUACUUCUUGUUUUUCUCACGGUGCCUUUCUUUUGCAACUAAAUUUGAGCCCUGUUUGAGGUACGGUCUGAUGUUGUGAAAAGGGUUCACGGCAGCCUCUCGACGGAAAAUAUCAGGUGGUUCUUUGUGUUUUUUUUUCUUUCUUUUCUUUUUUUUACAAAGAAAAUAAGAUAAUUUGGUCUCAUUUUAUACACUUGUGUUAACAAUCAGUCAAUAUCGGGAGACAGGGUCUGGGCUGCGACAAACCGCAUUAAUGUGUUCUGUAAAAUAGAGCUGUACAAAUUUUAAAAAAAGAAAUAAAACAGCAGAAAGCAACCAUGA